Molecule: messenger RNA, 2259 nt
Organism: Cercopithifilaria johnstoni
Lineage: Eukaryota; Metazoa; Nematoda; Chromadorea; Rhabditida; Onchocercidae
Source: the annotation of a GenBank genome assembly
AUGAUUAAUUCACAAUUUGAUGGGAAUGUAUCCAUAAAUACAGUGGAAAGUUUACGCUCUACACAAGAAAUUGAUAGUACACUGAACACAACGCAGUAUUGCUUUCUGCAUGACGAUUUUUUUCUGGUGAAAGUUACCCAGGCAUUGUUCGAAGAUUUCCAAGCGAAAUGUAUGGAAAAUGUUAAUGAGUCUUCCAAUUUAGUUGCUUUAUUUUAUGAGAUAUGUAGUGAUGGAAUAGCGGCUUUCCAAAAAGUAUCUAUGAGACCGGAGAGAACGACGGCUUUAAUGUCCGUUUUACAACAGCUUUUAAACGAGCAACAAGCGUAUCUUUUAUUAUUAAAUCUUGCUAAGAUGAAUCGAAUGUUAGAUGAUUUGAAGAAUUUGGAGAAGCGAUCUGUUUUUGCUGAUUUAUUAAUCAGUGAUGUGGAAUUCAGAAAACUACUGGUACUUUUGGAAUGGUGUGAAGCGAAUGCCUAUAGUGAACCUGAGGCAAAUGCCGAAUUGUCGAACGAAUGUGCAUACCUCGAAAAGAAUUGCAUGCUGCGUGCAGAAACAUUGCAUGCUCGAAUUCGUGGUGAAAACCUGUGUGAUCUGGAUUUAGACGGCGCACUUCAUGGACGUUUACACAAUAAAGAUGAAGAAUUAGAAAGCAGAGUUUUCAGCUUGAUUUACACACUGGUGCGAUGUGGUCAAAUUGAUGAGGCAUCUUCGUUAUUGGAAAAAGCUGGCCUUCAUUCUUUAAUACCUCUGUUACAACUGAGAAAAAUGUCACGCAGUGCUGCUUUAACACCAAUUUCUUCAGAUGAAACCUCCUAUUAUCUGGCUCGAUCUCGUGCCUUUCUUAAGCGCACUAUUGAUAAGAUCGUUUCUAAAGGCACAUCAUUGUCGCAAGUAGAAUCCUGUCUAUGGUCAGUGGUAGCUGGACGUCUCGAACCGGCAUUAUCUUUGUCUUCUCGCACUGAAGAUCGUCUUUGGUGUUAUCUCAAUGCAGCUGUUGAAUCUCGUUUGGAUGCCGCAAUCAUGAGCGCUCAUAGCGGCGAUUGUGAUGUUGGUAUUGGUCGUGAGGUAGAAAACAACGACCUUCGAAUUAAUUCGAUCUUCGAUGAAAUUGCUACGGUUGAACGAUCUCCCUACUAUACUAUUUAUCGACACAUAGUAAACGAUGAUUCUUUAUCACUGGUUGCAUCCAUGGAUAUGUGGCUGGAGCAGCAUGAGGAUGAUUUAGAAAGAUUUCCACAUAUCAUGCGUUUUAUGGCUCAUCUUGUUUUACUUCUUCGAUUCACUGGUCAACCGAUCCAGGAAGAAAGCGCUAAUUCAAUCAUUCGGUGUUAUGUUCGUUUGUUGAUCUCGUUAAAGUUAUACCCUAUUGUGCCAUAUUAUGCAAACGAAUUACCAUUAGAAAUGGCUGAAGAGAUAGUUGUUGAGUUCAUGUGCCAAUUAGAAGAUGAAAACAUGCGGAAAGAUGUCCUUGACGCUGCUUGUGCUGCAAAAAUGGAUGGAGUUCGUUUGUGUAAACAAAUCUUUAAUAGUAUAAUUACUCGAUAUCCAGUUGUUGAAGAAGAAUCUGGGAGAGAUGAUGUGUUAAUUAAUGCGUGGAACUGGCUAAUAUAUCCGGGUAGUGAUACGUAUUAUGAUGCUCUAUUAGGCAUAAAUAAAAUAAUGCGCGAAUUUUUUUAUGUUAACAAGAUGGAUAAAGCAAAUAAACUUCUGCAACGGUCAAAAAAAUUGAUUGAUAAAAUACUAGAAUCAUUUUCCUGCGUUAUUGAGACUAAUGAUACAGUUGAACCGAAGCUUUUAAGAGCUACUACUGAAUACAGAGCGUAUGAAUGCUACUUGAAUGCUUUGAUGAAAUUUAACGAAUGGUUCAAACAUUCACAACGUUCAUUGCCAGCGAUUUUGGAGAAUUCAGUGGAUGACGCUGGAACAUUAAUGGAUAUGCAACAAAGGAUAACGUUGGAAGUGAUACAUCAGCAGGCAAAUGAACAAAUGCAGAAAUAUGAAAAUGCCUCAAAACAGAGCACCAUUGCGGCGGUGGAAGCGCUCGACCUUGUUCUACGCUUUCCAGACGGUUGGAUGACAUUCAAGGAAGCGGAGAGAGAAACACUAAAUGAGGAAGAAGUCAAGAAACUCACUGAAAUAAGAUCUCAUUAUGUCACUGCAGUUGUUGUUAUGCUAGUUACUUUAUUUGAAAAAAGCGAUAUAAAUGGAUCUGCACAUUUGGUAGAAUUACUAGCUGAUGAGGACUACAUGUUGGCAGAA